Messenger RNA from Alligator sinensis (Chinese alligator), 6253 nucleotides. RefSeq names its product polybromo 1 (gene PBRM1). Lineage: Eukaryota; Metazoa; Chordata; Crocodylia; Alligatoridae. The transcript has 33 exons. The coding region runs from base 363 to 5498 and encodes 1711 amino acids. Gene Ontology annotation, molecular function: chromatin binding; protein binding. Gene Ontology annotation, cellular component: RSC-type complex. The record is from RefSeq and is a predicted model, not a curated record. Gene Ontology annotation, biological process: chromatin remodeling.
CUCUGCUGUCUCUAGCGCGGGUGACAGCCUGGGGCUGGGAAGGGACCGGCCGCGGCGCCUUGACGUCUCCGGCAAUGUGAGGGGUCCAGUGCGCUCUGGCGAUGCGCGGGGUCGGGGCGGGCAGCAGGGUAGACCGCACUUGCCGCGGCUGUGCGAGGCCCCGAAGACGUGCGCGGCCCCAGGGAAGCGGUGCUUCCCUUCAAAGUUUGUUCCGUCUUGUCACAGUAGAGCCGCUGCUGCCGGAACCUGCCACGGGAGCAACAGAGUCCUGCAGCGUUUGCUUUGGCUAUUAAUGCAAUUGCUGAUUUGACAUUUUCAAAGACUUGCCAUCUCUUAGUACUUUAACCUGACCAUUGGACACAAUGAGGAGACUGGCUUUUCGAGGUGCUGGUUGUACUCUGGUAAAUCUGAAGAAGUUGGAUUCCAUGGGUUCCAAGAGGCGAAGGGCUACUUCUCCUUCCAGCAGUGUCAGUGGAGGAGAUUUUGAUGAUGGUCACCACUCAACAAAUACACCAGGCCCAAGCAGGAAAAGGCGGAGACUCUCUAAUCUCCCAACUGUAGAUCCUAUUGCAGUGUGCCAUGAACUGUACAACACAAUCAGAGAUUACAAAGAUGAACAGGGAAGACUCCUUUGUGAACUUUUCAUUAGGGCACCAAAACGAAGGAAUCAGCCAGACUAUUAUGAAGUGGUUUCUCAACCUAUUGAUUUAAUGAAAAUCCAACAGAAACUAAAGAUGGAGGAGUAUGAUGAUGUGAACCUGCUGACUACUGACUUUCAGUUGCUGUUUAAUAAUGCGAAGGCUUACUAUAAGCCUGAUUCUCCUGAGUAUAAAGCUGCCUGCAAACUGUGGGAAUUAUAUUUGCGCACAAAGAAUGAAUUUGUUCAGAAAGGAGAUGCUGGAGAGGAGGAGGAGGAUGAUGAAGGACAUGACAAUCAAGGGACAAAUUCUGAAACACCUUCUCCAGGUUACUUGAAGGAGAUUCUUGAACAGCUUCUUGAAGCUAUAGCUGUAGCCACAAACCCAUCAGGACGUCUAAUUAGUGAGCUGUUUCAGAAACUUCCCUCUAAAGUGCAAUAUCCUGACUAUUAUGCAAUAAUUAAAGAGCCCAUAGAUCUUAAGACAAUUGCCCAGAGGAUACAGAAUGGAACUUACAAAAGUAUUCAUGCAAUGGCCAAGGAUAUAGAUCUUUUAGCAAAGAAUGCCAAAACAUACAAUGAGCCUGGAUCUCAAGUAUUCAAGGAUGCAAAUGCAAUUAAAAAAAUAUUUAAUAUGAAAAAGGCUGAAAUUGAACACAGCGAGUUGGCCAAAUCAAGUCUUCGAAUCAGGACUCCAUCAAACUUGGCUGCUUCCAAGCUGACAGGUCCUUCCUCGCAGGGUAAGGGCAGUGUUGGUGAUGAGAGAAAUUCUGCUAACAAAUAUUACCGUAACAAGAGAGCAGUCCAAGGAGAUCGUUUAUCAGCAAUAACCAUGGCACUGCAGUAUGGAUCAGAAAGUGAUGAGGAUGCUGCUUUGGCAGCUGCUGCCCGUUAUGAAGAAGGAGAGUCUGAAGCAGAGAGCAUUACUUCCUUUAUGGAUACUUCUAACCCUCUUUAUCAGCUUUAUGAUACAGUUAGGAGCUGUCGAAAUAACCAAGGCCAGCUUAUAUCAGAACCGUUUUUCCAUCUGCCUUCCAAGAAAAAAUAUCCUGAUUAUUAUCAGCAAAUCAAAACACCUAUUUCAUUGCAGCAGAUCAGAACCAAAUUGAAGAACCAUGAAUAUGAAACUCUAGACCAACUGGAGAGUGACCUAAACUUAAUGUUCGAAAAUGCUAAACGCUACAAUGUCCCCAAUUCAGCCAUUUAUAAGAGAGUUCUGAAAAUGCAGCAGGUUAUGCAGGCAAAGAAGAAGGAGCUAGCUAGGAGAGAUGACAUUGAGGAUGGAGAUAGUAUGAUCUCUUCUGCUACAUCUGAUACUGGAAGUUCAAAAAGAAAAAGUAAAAAAAAUAUAAGGAAACAGAGAAUGAAAAUUUUGUACAAUGCAGUCCUUGAAGCUCGAGAGCCAAGCACAGGCAGAAGACUCUGUGAUCUAUUUAUGGUUAAACCCUCCAAAAAGGACUAUCCAGAUUAUUAUAAAAUCAUUUUGGAGCCAAUGGAUUUAAAAAUGAUUGAGCAUAAUAUCCGCAAUGAUAAAUACUCAGGGGAGGAAGCUAUGAUUGAAGAUAUGAAACUAAUGUUCCGAAAUGCAAGGCACUAUAAUGAGGAAGGCUCACAGGUAUACAAUGAUGCUCAUAUGCUGGAGAAGAUCCUUAAAGAAAAAAAGAAGGAACUUGGACCUCUGCCAGAAGAUGAUGAUAUCACUUCCCCUAAAUUAAAGCUAAGUAGAAAAAGUGGUAUUUCCCCUAAAAAAUCAAAAUACAUGACUCCAAUGCAGCAGAAACUGAAUGAGGUAUAUGAAGCAGUGAAGAACUAUACCGAUAAACGAGGAAGGAGACUAAGUGCCAUCUUCCUGAGGCUCCCAUCUCGAUCAGAACUUCCUGACUAUUAUGUAACCAUUAAAAAGCCAGUUGACAUGGAAAAGAUCAGAAGCCACAUGAUGGCCAACAAGUAUCAGGAUAUCGAUUCCAUGGUAGAAGACUUUGUAAUGAUGUUCAAUAAUGCCUGCACUUAUAAUGAGCCAGAAUCUCUGAUUUAUAAAGAUGCCUUGGUCCUACAUAAAGUUUUACUUGAAACAAGAAGAGAGAUAGAAGGAGAUGAGGAUUCUCAUGUCCCCAAUGUAACAUUGCUAAUCCAGGAACUUAUCCAUAACCUUUUUGUGUCUGUAAUGAGCCAUCAGGAUGAUGAGGGCAGGUGUUACAGUGACUCUUUAGCUGAAAUUCCUGCUGUUGAUCACAACUUUCCAAACAAACCACCUCUGACCUUUGACAUUAUCCGAAAGAACGUUGAAAAUAAUCGCUACAGGAGAUUAGACUUGUUUCAGGAGCAUAUGUUUGAGGUACUGGAAAGGGCAAGGAGGAUGAACCGGACUGAUUCAGAGAUUUAUGAGGAUGCAGUAGAACUUCAGCAGUUCUUUAUUAAAAUCCGUGAUGAACUCUGCAAAAAUGGAGAGAUUCUUUUGUCACCAGCACUUAGCUAUACCACCAAGCAUCUUCACAACGAUGUAGAAAAAGAAAAAAAGGAAAAACUACCAAAAGAAAUAGAAGAGGAUAAGCUCAAACGAGAGGAAGAGAAAAGAGAAGCUGAAAAAAGUGAAGAUUCUGCUGGAGGAACUGGUCUGUCAAGCUUGCAUCGGACCUACAGCCAGGAUUGCAGCUUUAAAAAUAGCAUGUACCAUGUUGGGGAUUAUGUCUAUGUAGAACCCGCAGAAGCCAAUUUACAACCUCAUAUAGUCUGUAUUGAGCGGCUAUGGGAAGAUUCAGCAGGAGAAAAAUGGUUAUAUGGCUGUUGGUUUUAUCGGCCAAAUGAAACGUUCCAUCUUGCAACACGAAAAUUUCUGGAAAAAGAAGUUUUUAAGAGUGACUAUUAUAAUAAAGUUCCUGUUAGCAAGAUUUUAGGAAAAUGUGUGGUCAUGUUUGUUAAGGAGUAUUUUAAAUUAUGUCCAGAAACCUUUAGAGAUGAAGAUGUCUAUGUCUGUGAGUCACGUUAUUCUGCAAAGACAAAGUCUUUUAAAAAGAUUAAAUUGUGGACUAUGCCCAUUAGCUCUGUAAGGUUUAUCCCACGAGAUGUACCUCUGCCUGUGGUCCGUGUUGCUUCUGUAUUUGCUAAUACAGACAAAGUGGAUGAAGAAAAACACGGUGAAAAUUUAGAGGAUAAUAAAGUAGGAGAUGGUAUCCUUCAUCUUGAAAAGGAGAAAGAAGAUGUUCCAGUGGAAAUGUCAAAUGGAGAACCUGGUUGCCACUACUUUGAACAGCUCUGUUAUAAUGAUAUGUGGCUUAAGGUUGGCGAUUGUGUCUUUAUAAAAUCACAUGGCUUGGUGCGGCCUCGGGUGGGAAGAAUUGAAAAGAUGUGGGUACGGGAUGGAGCUGCAUAUUUUUUUGGUCCAAUCUUCAUACAUCCCGAAGAAACUGAACAUGAACCAACUAAAAUGUUCUACAAGAAGGAAGUGUUUUUGAGUAACCUAGAAGAGACCUGUCCUAUGACAUGCAUCCUGGGAAAGUGUGCUGUGUUAUCUUUUAAGGACUUCCUUUCCUGUCGACCAACAGAGAUCUCUGAAAAUGAUGUUUUUCUUUGUGAGAGUCGCUAUAAUGAGAGUGACAAGCAGAUGAAGAAAUUUAAAGGGCUUAAGAGGUUUUCGCUUUCUGCAAAAGUAGUAGAUGAUGAAAUUUACUAUUUUAGAAAACCCAUAGUUCCACAGAAGGAGCCAUCUCCACUACUGGAGAGAAAGAUUCAGCAGCUAGAAGCAAAAUUUGCUGAGUUGGAAGGGGGUGAUGAGGAUAUUGAAGAGAUGGGAGAUGAAGAAGGUGACAUCUCUGAAGCACCUUCUAUGCCUCAACUUCAGACUCCACUGGCUAGUGAAUUGGAUAUAAUGCCAUACACUCCACCACAGUCCACUCCCAAGUCUGUUAAAGGAAGUGCCAAGAAGGAGGGAUCGAAAAGGAAGAUCAACAUGAGUGGUUACAUCCUAUUUAGCAGUGAGAUGAGAGCUGUGAUUAAAGCUCAGCACCCAGAUUACUCUUUUGGAGAGCUCAGCAGGCUCGUAGGAACUGAAUGGAGAAACUUGGAAGCAACCAAGAAAGCAGAAUAUGAAGAGCGGGCAGCUAAAGUUGCUGAGCAGCAGGAGAGAGAGCGAGCAGCACAGCAACAGCAGCAGAAUUCCUCCCCCCGGGCAGGCACUCCUGUCGGGGCUCUUAUGGGGGUGGUGCCGCCACCAACACCAAUGGGAAUGCUCAAUCAGCAGUUGACACCUGUUGCAGGCAUGAUAGGUGGCUAUCCACCGGUGCUGCCACCUUUGCAGGGCCCACUUGAUGGCAUUGUUAGCAUGGGCAGCAUGCAGCCACUUCACCCUGGGGUGCCCCCACCCCACCAACUUUCGCCAGGUAUGCCAGGCAUCCCACCACCGGGUGUUAUAAGUCAAAAUGUAUCUUCCAUGGUAGGCACUCCAGCACCAGGAGGAAGCCCGUUUGGACAGCAGAUGGGAAUUCUUGGGCCACCCAGCCAGCAAGCACCACCUCCGUAUCCAGGUCAAAGCCCAGCAAGUCAGCCAGUUAUGCAGCAGCCCACAACUCCAAUGUUCGUUUCCCCUCCACCAAAGACACAGAGGCUUCUUCAUUCUGAGGCCUACCUGAAAUAUAUUGAAGGGCUUAGUGCUGAAUCAAAUAGUAUUAGCAAGUGGGACCAGACCCUUUCAGCACGAAGACGAGAUAUGCAUCUUACAAAAGAACAAGAGAGCCGUCUUCCUUCACACUGGUUGAAAAGUAAAGGGGCCCAUACCACAAUGGCAGAUGCACUGUGGCGCCUUCGAGACUUGAUGCUACGAGACACCCUGAACAUCCGUCAAGCAUACAAUAUAGAAAAUGUUUAAUCACAUAAAUUGCUUCUUUGAUACCAACAUAUGAGAAGUUUUGUGGAACAAAAGCUGUUUUAGUUGCUGGGUGGGGAGAGAACAAACAAUAAUUUUUAUUGCAUUUUACUGUACAUUGCAAGACCAUUUUUAUAUAAGAACAUUUUUAAUAAGCAUAUUUCACUUUUUGUUAUAUUAAGUUGACUUUAUCAAAUACACAAAUUUUUGCAUAUGUUUCCUUUAUUUGAAAGGCGAUUUCAUAUUUGGUUUUGUGUAGUCAAGAUUUCAUCUUUCUUAUACUAUAUUGCUGAAAACCUGAUGCCAUCAACUUUUUAUAUAAAAAAAGAAAAGCAAAACAAAUAAGUAUUUACAGAUUAGUUCAGAAGUACAAUGGAAUGUGAAAUUAGUCAUAGUUUACAUCUUAGAAGAAUGUAUGUACAUGUGCUUGUUUGUAUUAGCCACUUCCAACAGAAGUGUCACUUGGAUGUGAACAUAAGCUUUAUUUAAAUAAAUAAAGGAAAAGGUAAGGGGUGCACUGACACUAGGAAAAAUCAGAUUGUAGUUCAUUACCAAUAAAGCUCCACACGUAGCAAUGGUGGAAGUGCUAGUGUAGACAGGAUACAGGUGUGUUGACUGCUGUGUUAUCCAACCCUGUCCAAUUAUUUGAUGGUGUAGACAAGGCCAUUGUGAUCUCGAAUCAGUUACAGAAUAUUUAUGCAUACUUAACCACAAAUGAAUGCAUUUGAAAGGUGAAGUGCUUUAUCUGCCAAGACCUG